CCUGAAAUGACACAAAUGUCUUGCAAAUGUAACGUUCUCAAUGACGUUCUGUAGUCUGUUAGCAUUCUCCCCUCUCUACCUCCACAACUGAAGUGAAUUAUCUCCCCACCCCACUGGAGAAAUUUUGAGUUGACAAGAUGGCUUCUGCGUCGCUACAUGGCGACCGCAGCCAAGUAGUUUCUCGCGGAAAGAAACCUCCUUCUCCGCCCGUGCAAGGAACUAAAACACCAACACCAAGAAGCACUGAUACCAAGAAACGUCUGAACAGUUCAGAUGGCAGUUCAAAACGAUUCGUCUCCGCGGCAAAGGUUCCAACACCCGCUUGCAAGUCUGCAACGAGACAUCGUCCUUCAGAUGUCUUGAAUCCAAAGACUGUGGAUCCGUUUAAUGACAAGACGCCAAAGUCUUCUUUUGCUGCAAGUUAUACAAACGGUGGAGUACCGUGCAGGUUGGUUCAUGGCUCUGUAAAACAUAAACUUCAGUGGAGUACUUCUCCUGAUAACCUGCCAUUUGAUCCUAUUUUAGUUACAUUAGCUGAGGGUCUCAGAGAAACAAAACACCCUUACACUUUUGUUGCACGUGAGGGAUUCAGAGAAAUGCUUGAAAUUGAUGAUGCCACAUCUCGAACAUUACCAAUUCUACCAAAGCUAAUUGUACCUCUUAGAGCUGCAUUGGCUUCCACUGACACUCAAGUUUUUCACAGUUCUUUGGAAGCUCUGGUACAACUUAGUGCAGUUGUUGGUUCUGCCCUCAACACUCAUUUGAAGGCUCUUUUGCCACAGGUGUCAAAACGUUUCAUGGAUAAAACUCAAAAAGAAAUAAUCCUGCAUGCACUGCAGAGACUAGAACAGAAUGUGGGAAAGGAGAGUGUUCCAAUCAUCAAGUCAAAGAUACCAACAUAUCAAUCUGUUUGUCUAUAGCACUAGAUUUAACAAAGCAGUAAGUUAAAAAAGAUAAUUUAAAUAGAAUACAAAUAAUUGAUGUAUAUGGAUAUUUUUGUACCCACAUGAUAUUGUAUGUCCUGGCCUCACAGACCUAACUCUUCCUUUCGUGUAUUACUUUUUGAGUGAUUAAGCAAUGAUUGUGAUUUUUUAAGAUAUUUAAAAUGGGGUUGUCUGUGAUAGUAACCAGUGAAUUAUCAACUGUCAUCAGUAAGCCUGGUAUCCCUCUCACUCCCAUGAGUGACCAAGACAGAAUUUCUCCUCACAAUAUCAAAACAAUAUCAAGCAGACAAGUAACGAGAAUAAAGAAAAUUAUCAACUAGGGAAGUUUUAGCUGAUCCAGUACCAAAUUCUCCAAACCAAUAUCACAAAAAUUGUACGAUAGUCAGUAAGGAGAAUUACUUUUAGAAUCAGAUCUUGGGAGUGAAAGGGUAUUCAGGUGAAUUCUCCUUGUAAAAAUUUAUUAACCUUUGGGUGUUGUAAAUAAUGGAAUGGAAUUUUUAUUCUUAAGUGUUCUCAACCUGAUGCCUGUUAAUCCGAAACUAGGACCCUUGAUCUAUAGGGUUGCUUUCAGUAAGUUUCACGUUAGGAACUCUUAAACCACUAGGAUCUGAUUACCACAUCAUAAUUCUGCUGUCUUGCCACAUAACAUUAUUUUUCAAAUUAGUUUCAAGAGUUUCACGUCAGGUUGAGGUACAGCUAACAGACAAUUUCACAAAUAUUUCAGUUCUUAUCAUCUUAUCCCAUGGUGGGAUAAUAUAAUUAUUGAAAAGUUAUCAAGAGAGGAAGAAAUGCAUGUAUGUGUAUGUUAAUCGCUUUAGGGAAGUGAGAAGUCAAAAAUGAAGCAAUAGCUCAGGGUCCAGUUAUUCAAAGGUCGGAUACACGUAAAUGAUCCAACAGAUCAAUCACUUUUCAGUGGAUAGGUCAUAACAAAAUGUACAGUAUGAUUCAAUAGACAGAGGUUUAUCCAUUGGAUAACAUUAUCUGCCCUUUGAACAACUGGGGCCUGGCGAACUUCACCAUACUGCAAUUAACUUUUUCAUGAGUCGCCAAGUCAUGCCUGGCAUAACGAAAUAUUUUUUAUCUACAAUUGCUGGAACAUGAUGUUCUUCACUAUUAUGUUUUUAAGAAAAUAAGUUAUAAUGUGAAAAUGCCCUGCUUACAAAUGUUUUAUAUACCAUUCAUCUGUUCUGUUCAGUUUAGUUUACCCACCUGAAAGGAAGUGAGAGUUAUCUUACAGCUUGAGUCUUUUAAUGUACGAUGUCCACAAUAAUCUUGUUCUUGAUAACAUUAAGAACAUGUUCACGAAGCUGGCUUCUGUCCACAGUUACCAGACUAGAUCUGUUACCAAUGAAAAUUAUUAUGUUGAACAAGUUAGAACUGAAAAUUUGAAGAGAGCCUUCUCUAUUUCUGGCACCUUGAUCUGGAACAGUAUUCCAUUUCCUAUCAAAACACUUAAAAAAAAUCAAUUUAAAAAUGCAAUAAAGGAAAAACUCUUUGAAAUUCA
Molecule: messenger RNA, 2448 nt
Organism: Stylophora pistillata
Lineage: Eukaryota; Metazoa; Cnidaria; Anthozoa; Scleractinia; Pocilloporidae
Product: PACRG-like protein
Source: RefSeq, a predicted model, not a curated record